AUGGGAGUACCUGCGUCCACGUUGUAUGACUACUACAAGCGGAGUGUCUUCGCCAAGUACUCUAGAUAUGUGAAGCCCUUGCUGACCCCCGCGAACCAAGCCGCACGAUUGAAGUGGGCUCUUGACUUCGUCCACAAGGACAAUGGUGAGCUUCGCUUGGACGACGUCAUGGACUAUGUUCAUGCGAGAAGUCACCACACUUCUCCUGCAAGUCGAAAAUUUCAUCCCGAAGAUCGGGACCUAGCAACCAAGUCUGAGCCCGCGAAGCGCACGAGUCGGAACCGUCCAGCAGGCCAUCCUGUGAUGAAGCCUGUCACCGUGACACGGGUUGUGUACCGGUGCAUACUCGUCAACAACGUCAUCCCUGCUAUUCGUGCCAAGUGGCCCUCUGCGCCAACAACCGUGAAGAUCCUGCAGAACAAUGCGAAGCCACACGUACUGGUUACCGACCCCGUGGUUGAAGCUGCGUGCCGCCAAGACGGCUGGUCAAUGUCUCUCGUCUGUCAACCGCCCAACUCUCCCGACCUGAAUGUUUUGGACGUUGAAUUCUUCCGAGCAAUGCAGUCCCUGCAAGCAGAGCAUCGUUGA
Aphanomyces astaci is the source of this 588-nucleotide messenger RNA. RefSeq lists its product as hypothetical. The record is from RefSeq and is a predicted model, not a curated record. The coding region runs from base 1 to 588 and encodes 195 amino acids. Gene Ontology annotation, molecular function: nucleic acid binding. NCBI's taxonomy places the organism in Eukaryota, Oomycota, Saprolegniomycetes, Saprolegniales, Verrucalvaceae. The transcript has 3 exons.